AACUCAUAACGGUGUUUUUUUUAUUUAUUAAACCAAAACCUACUGUCUGUAUCAUGUGUACAGUCGUUACCGAAGGUUGUCAUUUAGCCAAUUAUAGUUAUAUCACGAUUUCAUAACUCUUUUAAGGUUUUGUAUGUGUGUGUGUGUGUGUGUCAAUGGCAAGCAAGAAGUUACGGAGGACGGGCGUCUCAGCUGAUCUCUGCGAGCGACUCAAGCGGCAUCAGGUGGAAACCUGCCAGGAUGUUCUGUCUGCCACUCCCGUGGAGCUCAUGCGGCUGGCCGGACUCAGUUAUUCCGCUGCUCUGGAGCUCCUGCGUCUGGUCAGUAAAGCUUGUUCACCGGCCGUGAGAACCGCACUGGAUUUAUGGAGGAAAAAGGGAGAGCUGUGUUUCUCCACAUCACUUCCUGUCCUGGACAGAUUACUGCAGGGAGGUCUGCCACGGGGUGCUCUCACUGAGGUGACCGGCCCAUCAGGCUGUGGAAAGACUCAGUUCUGUAUUAUGCUCAGCGUUUUGGCUACAUUGCCGAAGAGCAUGGGAGGUCUGGACAGUGGAGUCAUCUACAUCGACACAGAGUCGGCAUUCUCUGCUGAAAGACUGAUAGAAAUGGCACAGGCCCGAUUCCCAGAAUUCUUCUCGGUGAAGGAGCGUCUGCUGGAGAUGGCAUCUCGUGUUCAUCUCUUCAGGGAAUUGACCUGUCAGGAUGUCCUGAAUAGACUGGAGCGUCUGGAGGAGGACAUAAUUGCUUGUCGAGUGGGGCUCCUUAUUUUGGAUUCUGUGGCCUCUGUUGUAAGGAAGGAGUUUGACACGUCGCUGCCGGGUAAUCUAACGCACAGGAGUAACCUACUGGGCCAGGAAGCUGCUGUACUGAAGUACCUCUCGCAGGAGUUCUGCAUCCCAGUGGUUUUAACUAACCAGAUUACUACACAUGUGGGCGAGAAGGUUCACUGUCCUCAGAGGAGUCAGGCAGAUGUAUCUACUGAGGAGGACUCUGGGUUUGUGACAGCGGCGCUGGGAAACACAUGGAGUCACUGUGUUAACACACGCCUCAUUGUCCAGUAUGAAGACACAGAACGGAGACAGAUUAUCAUUGCCAAGUCUCCCGUGGCCCCUUUUGCUGUGCUGAGCUACACUGUUCAGAGGGAGGGCAUCCGUCUCGAGGGGAAUGAAAACCAAAGUUCUUUAAUCCAUGGAACAGAUCCAGGGCUUCAGCCAAUCAGAGUGAGGACGGGGUUCAUCUAUAACCUCUCCCAGGCCACGCCUUCUUCUUGCUGAGAACCCUUGGCUGCAGAACUUCGUGGCUGUUAUUGUCCUAUUUUUAAGGCCAGUAAACAAAUGUGAAGUGACUAAUGUUUUCUAUGUCAGUUAAACACUCAAUGCCGUCCAUUAUCUAAAGAUAACGAAGUGUGAUGAUGCAUUUGAACAUCAAGGUUUUUUCGAUGGUCAUUUGACUGCCCCAAUAUGACUAUACUGACACUUCAGUUAGCAUGAGGCUAUUGAAAUUGUAGAGGCACACAUAAUUUAAUAUUUAUCAUGCACCAUAGGUAUUCCUAACAAUUAAAUAAUAUGAUAUCUUUAUGAUUUCUUUCAGGUACAAGUCAUGGUUAAACAUUGCAGGAACAUGUGGUGGAUCAGCAGCUUCUUUAUGGCAACAAAGAACGACAGACACAAGGCGGACAGAGCAAACUCCACCAGUCGACGGCCAAGACUCCCCUUCGUAGAACAUUACCUCAGUUUUCAUCUAGUUAGAAAACUGCAACAUCAGUCAGCUAUUGAUUGACAGGCUUAAUUUUCCUCUCGCUAGUCGUGUGAUAAGACAGCAGUCUUGGCCAAACGCUUCUUGACCCUGACUGGCCGUUGCCAUGGCUUCUGUUCCCAUGACUCCUGUUCCCAUGGUUCCUCUGCCUUAAAGGGAAGUUUGUCUGAUUAGCUGAACAAUGGUGUUAUUUUGGGUGGUUCCUCCUUUUUCGGCUUGUUUUGCUUUUGGUUGUAUCUGCACAUAUAAGCAUUGACACAUCCUCUAUGGUCUAUUCCUUUCUAGUGAGUAAAGUGCAGUAAGUACAGCUUUUAAACUUCUGACAUUAAUAAAUCUAAUUGAUUUUCAAAUUCAA
This is a messenger RNA of Rhinichthys klamathensis goyatoka, 2110 nucleotides long. RefSeq names its product RAD51 paralog B (gene rad51b). Gene Ontology annotation, biological process: double-strand break repair via homologous recombination. Gene Ontology annotation, cellular component: Rad51B-Rad51C-Rad51D-XRCC2 complex. The record is from RefSeq and is a predicted model, not a curated record. The coding region runs from base 156 to 1274 and encodes 372 amino acids. The transcript has 10 exons. Lineage: Eukaryota; Metazoa; Chordata; Actinopteri; Cypriniformes; Leuciscidae. Gene Ontology annotation, molecular function: ATP hydrolysis activity; ATP-dependent DNA damage sensor activity; DNA binding.